UCCCCUCCCCCUCGCCCCGCAUCGCCGCCCCCCUCUAUAGAGGGGAGGGGACCAGGCAUUUCAGCAGAGCUCAGCCGGCAGCAGCCGCCUCCGGACUUUCACUCCCAGCUCGCCCCCCUCGCCAGCAUGGACGGGAAAGCCCUGGCGCUGGUCGCUUGCCUGCUGCUCGCUCUCUCCCUCUCGGAGGAGAAACCCGUCAGCCUGACCUACCGAUGCCCCUGCAGGUUCUACGAGAGCAACGUGGCUAAAGCCAACAUCAAGCACCUGAAAAUCCUGACCACCCCAAAUUGCUCGCUGCAGAUUGUAGCAAGGCUGAAGAACAACAGUAAGCAAGUGUGCAUUGAUCCCAAGUUAAAGUGGAUUCAGGAAUAUCUGGAGAAAGCUUUAAACAAGAGGUUCAAGAUGUAAGAGGCAAGCAUUGUAAGCCGUCUACAGGAUUUCUUACUGUAGGACCCAGAGAGCAGAUAACCAGUAUUAGGGAAUGAAUGCAUUUCACUGUUAUCAUGCAGCACAAAGGCAAGGCUUCAUGCAUUUCCAAAGGCUUUUUUUUUUUGCACAAAUUGGCUUGCUUUCACAGUAUGAUUUUAUGGAGUAAUGUGUUUGUUUUUUUAAAAAACAAUCUUUUCGUAGUUUGGUUUAUCAUCUAGCACUGGUGGCAGCGAUGAAUUUAGACUAACCCUACAUUAUAAUAUCGUUUUCCUUGCCUGUAUUAUUUAGCAAUCACUGUUAAGUUCAUGCCAGCAUUCAAGAGUUUUUACCUAGCAGGACAUGAGCUGUGAGGUGCAAUUCGAUCGUGUAAUUCCUAUAUUCCUAUGCUCCCAAUGACUCAGCAUAAAAAGCAAUGCAUUUUCCCAUUCCUGUAACCGGACUUGAGACAGAACACAGGGUAGGAGAGUAACACUGGUGCUGGCCCAAGUCAGCACCAUAGAGCAUGAUUUUGUGAGUGCGUGUGCAGGCAAAUGUUCCCAGAUCCCAGGCAGAGAUGCCUCUGUCUGCUGGUGAAACGAUCUAGUGUCCAGAGCUCCAUUUGCAACAAGGUAUCACCCAGGAGAGACAUCCCACCUCCGGCAACCCCACAGGCCUGUUAUUUCUUCCUUUUGAUUCCCAGCUCUGCAACCACAUAUAAAGAUGUAUAAAAUAUGAAAUGUAGAGGAAAGGUAUCUCAGCGACGGGGCAAUCUCUUUGUUACGCUGUGCACUGAGAAAUGGGGAAAACGUGUCUUGUCCAAACUGCGAGCAGCAAAAUAUCUGUGUGAUGCCCAACAUUGUGGAUUGGGUGGGUUUCUUCAGAAGGAAUCUUCUCCUUUAUGUGGAGUUUGUAUUCUGGGUAUGCAAGGGCUGUUAUACUAAGCACUCUCUUCUGUUGCAAGUAACUUACAUGCCAAAGGACCAUUCUGUCUAUCCCAGGGAUGUCUUAUUUUCCACUUUGGUCACUGUGGCAAACUAAAUAUUCUCCCUACAAAAUGAUCAUGCUAGCGUAUACAGGAUGUGCUUCUGUGGGCACCAUGUGGCCCCAUCAGCGUUGAAGCAGAAACCAAGCAGAAGCUCUGCCUGAAAAUAGUGCUGGUGAUUUGUUUUUUCCGACUCGGUUGGUGCUUUAAUGUCUUGUGCACCCUCUUUUGUAGGCAUUUGGGGAGUAGGGAUCCAGCACCACUGACAUCAGUGGCAGAUUUCAAUCGGAGCAAGAUCAGACUCUCUGUCAUUUGUGUAAAGGCAAAAAGAGCUUACAUGACCAAGAAAACCAUAGACUAGUGCAUCUUCCAUAUUGUGUGUUUUAUUACCUAGGGGCCAGACUCCCUCCUGAUAUAGGCAUCUGCAGUUGCCAGUGACUUGGCUGGAGAGUAUACACCUGCAUCGGAGUCAGGAGUUACCCUCAGGUUUUUAAAGAAGCCCUGGAGAAAAUGCCUAAGAAUUUCUAUUCUAACACAGAAUUAUAACCUUUCUCUCCUACCUGCUGGACAGAGACUCCUCACGGACACUGUCUGAACUGGGCGCCAGCUCAGAUCCUGCUCCCAUUGAAGCCAGUUUAGACUGAAAUCUCACUCUCUGACUCAGGGGUGCAUUUAGCACAACAGCGGCCCUUUAAAACCUGAAACCAUGUUCUGCCUUCCAUGAGGAACCCUUUUAACCAGCCCUCAGUGUGAGGACUGGCAGAGCCAGCUUCAGUGGGUCAGUGCUCAGAGCACGGCAUUUGGCCCUCCCCCAUGCAGUGUAUGUCUACAUUGGAAACUGCACAGCGCUGCCGCAGGAACGCUCCUGCGGCAGCGCUUUCAAGUGCGAGUGUGGUCGUGCGUGAGCACUGGGAGAGAGCUCUCCCAGUGCUCCUGGUAAUCCACCUCCACCAGGGGAUUAUGUCCCAGCACUGGGAGCCUGUCUACACUAGCAUUUUAAAAGCACUCAGACUUGUUGAUUUUUCACCCCCCUGAGCCAGCAAGCUAGAGCGCUAUAAAAUGUAGGAGUAGACAAGCCCUCAGUCUUUCUGCCUUCAGCCAUCAUAACUGGUGCAAACCUUAGUGUAGACAGGACUAACCACUGUAAGCCAUGCAUGGCACCGGUGCAAAUUCCCCCUGCUGAAGACAAAAACAGCCAGCAAGGCUGGUGCAGCAGCACUGAUCACACUGACGAAAGGGCAUUCGUCACUUGGAGGGCUGUCCCAGUCACAUAGGGAAGUAGAUGCUUUGUGGGAAAAUGGAACAUUAAUGACCUAUUUUAUGGGCUAUGAGCAAGUGACUCGCUGGGGUCUCUGAGGGUUCCGUUGUUUGCCCUGUAGUAUUUGCAUCAGAAGUGUUAAUCAGGAAACAGAAAUGACAGAUAGGCAAUUUACACUAGAGCAAUCAAUCCCUGUACAAUUGAAAGCUUCUUGCACUAAUACUUGAAUUGUGCUCCACUUCUAGAUAACACUUAGCCCUGCCAUGAGUGCAGGGGACUGGACUAGAUGACCUCUCAAGGUCCUUUCCAGGCCUAUGAGUCUAUGAUUUUAUGAUUCCUGUGUCCCUCUACGAUGUUAGCAAGUUGCACGGCAUUGGUUUCAUAAAUCUGGUUCCACGGAGAUGGAUCCGUGGUAAGUUUUGCUUUCUACAUUUGGCUGUCGACCAAAGAUAAAUUCAGGGGAAGGAAGCAGGGGCAUACAGGAGUAAUGCCAUGGCUGGCACAUGAAUGUGAAGAGGAAGGGAAACAAAAUAACACUGAAAUGGUGCCGAAAGAGCAUUUUCCACAAAUGUGAAAUGUUCAUGAGUGGCUGUUUUCUAAGUGACAGAUAUAUAAUCCCAGGUUUAAAAACCAGAAAGGAAAGAAAACAUAGUAUUUAUCACUGUGCCAAUACUCAUGUUUAUAUGAGCUUUACAACUGUAGUAGUUUUAGAUGUUGAUGUCUUAUUUGAGUCCUGCUUGAGAAAGUAUGAAGGGUGAAUUUUCAAUGAGUUAUUAACCGGUGUGGUGUUUGAGCAAGGGUGACUGUGGUUGGUCUUUUCCAAUGGAGGCUGUAUUCCGAGUUGAAUGUACACAUUUAAUUGAAUAUGCAGUUCCUAUAUAAUUUCUUGUUGCUAUUUUGCCUUUAUUAGGAUCUUGACAAUCCCCUCUUCUCUGAAAACUUGUACUGAUCUAUGUCAAUUACAGCAUAUAGGCGCUUGACAGUGCUCAUAUCCAAAAUACAAACUUAACCUUUACUAUCAUCCAAUCACAUAAUAGCCCUGUUUGCAAAUCCAGAUCUUCAUUGACCCCAGAGAAGAAGGCAUAUACAUCACCAUUGAAGGGCUGCAUGCAUCCUCCAACCUCUGAUCAUUGAGAAGUCAGUGUUGUAAGAAUGUGGUGAAUACUGUAUUUUGUAUUGUUACUGAGGAAAAAAAACACUUCCCAGAUAAUGUGAAAAAGUUUUUCUGAAAGGCAGCUUUAUGGAAAUAUUAUAUACAUUUGUGCUUUUUAAAAUAAUUCCUUUUCAUAUAGUAUUUUGAAAAUAAACACUUUUUAUAUCAAUAUCAUGUCUUUGUUAAAUGUGUAUGCACUUAUAAUUUUCUUAAUAAAAUUUAUACCCAAAUGAAA
Messenger RNA from Dermochelys coriacea (leatherback sea turtle), 4036 nucleotides. It is a transcript of the gene CXCL12, whose product is annotated as C-X-C motif chemokine ligand 12. Lineage: Eukaryota; Metazoa; Chordata; Testudines; Dermochelyidae. Gene Ontology annotation, molecular function: CXCR chemokine receptor binding; chemokine activity. Gene Ontology annotation, cellular component: external side of plasma membrane; extracellular region. Gene Ontology annotation, biological process: induction of positive chemotaxis; cell chemotaxis; axon guidance. The transcript is spliced from 4 exons. The record is from RefSeq and is a predicted model, not a curated record. The coding region runs from base 127 to 408 and encodes 93 amino acids.